Messenger RNA from Eurytemora carolleeae, 570 nucleotides. RefSeq lists its product as uncharacterized. The transcript has 9 exons. The record is from RefSeq and is a predicted model, not a curated record. The coding region runs from base 1 to 570 and encodes 189 amino acids. NCBI's taxonomy places the organism in Eukaryota, Metazoa, Arthropoda, Copepoda, Calanoida, Temoridae.
AUGGAGCUGUAUAGGGAGAAAUUGUUGGAGUGUACACACAGUUUAAUCAACGUCUGCCACUACAGUUACAUCACCAGCUUCAAACCAAACCGAGAGGAGGAAUGUGAGGAUCAUUACGAGAAGAUUUGCAAUAUCGUCUUCGUUCCACAGGCAUCGGAUGAGAUUAUAGAGCACUGUUAUAAACCAAUGGUGAAGAACUGCAACAACGUGGAACCAGAUGCCGAAGAUGAAAUCUGUAAGGACAUGCACGAAACAGAGUGUAGCACAAGGUAUGAGAAGAAAGGGGAUAAGUUUGUAGCGAAUACUGAGUGCAAGAAAAUCCCUUUAACUUUAUGCGGAUCCAGAUCAUGUCGGUUUGAGGAAGGAGAAGAGGAGUGCCACAAUAAAACCACAGCUUCUAUAUCUACAGUUCCCGAGGAAUCCUGCGACCUUGUACCCCAGAAGACGUGUAAAGGAGUUUAUAAACUAGUUCCUUUCCUACAACCAACUCAUCAGUGCAAAGACGUACCAAGAGAGAUUUGUACAUUUGGUAUUCUCUCCUCUAAACUAGGAACUGCUCCUCUAGACUAA